AUGCGUCAUUUAGAUUGCGCCGUUGUCUUGCUCCUUCUACGAAGUGUCGUCUCCAUUUCAGGUGAUUGUUUUCUCAAGAUCGAUUCAGGAUAUUGCAAAAAUAUGGUGGAGCGGUGGGCAUUCAGUCGUGCAGUACGUCGUUGUGUGCAGUUCAACUACGGAGGUUGUGGGGGAAAUAAAAACAAUUUUCGAUCGCUGCAGGAAUCACUAUUCAGCCAGAUCGUUUGCGUCGAGACUCGUUGGCAGUGCGCAACUUUUGAUGUCUCUUCCAGGAUUCGAACCUUGAGUCUACGGUGUGGAAGCUGA
This is a messenger RNA of Echinostoma caproni, 306 nucleotides long. NCBI's taxonomy places the organism in Eukaryota, Metazoa, Platyhelminthes, Trematoda, Plagiorchiida, Echinostomatidae. The record is from the annotation of a GenBank genome assembly.